Molecule: messenger RNA, 5320 nt
Organism: Pygocentrus nattereri (red-bellied piranha)
Lineage: Eukaryota; Metazoa; Chordata; Actinopteri; Characiformes; Serrasalmidae
Gene: ptprua
Product: protein tyrosine phosphatase receptor type Ua
Exons: 31
Coding region: 202-4587 (1461 amino acids)
Biological process (GO): protein dephosphorylation
Cellular component (GO): membrane
Molecular function (GO): protein tyrosine phosphatase activity; protein binding
Source: RefSeq, a predicted model, not a curated record
CUCUGGCUCGCGUGAAAGUGGACGGCAGCGCGCGCAGGCAGGCAGGCAGGAGAGAGCGGCGCUCCGGUGCGCGCGGUGCAGGUGUCUCUCUCUCUCUCUCUCUCUCUCUCUCGAGCGCGCGCGAAGGAUUUCCGUUCCAGCGCGCGCUUUGCUCCGUGUUUCUGGGGAGUUUUUUGACGAACUUGGAAUAAAAAGGCGCCGAUGAUGCACGCGCUCACGCUCCUGCUCGUCCUCGUGCUCGGAGUUGGCGGCGACAACCUCGAGGGGCCAACAGCCGGCUGCACGUUUGAGGAGGACCCGGACGUCAGCCUGUGCGAGUACAGACAGGGACAGGAGGACGACUUCGACUGGCAGCUGGUGCGGACCACCAGCUGGCCCUACGUGCCCUCUGACCUCACGCGGGGCUCCUAUAUGCUGGUCAACUCUUCUCAGCACGGGUCGGGUCAGCGUGCUCAGCUGCUGCUGCGUCCGCUGAGCGAAAACGACACGCACUGCGUGCAGUUCAGCUACUUCCUAUACAGCCGCGACGGCCACAGCCCCGGGGGGCUCAACGUGUACGUCCGGGUGAACGGCGGGCCGCAGGGCAAUUCCGUGUGGAACAUUUCUGGAUCGAAUGGCCAGGAGUGGCACCAGGUGGAGCUGGCCGUCAGCACCUUCUGGCCCAGCGAGUACCAGGUCGUUUUCGAAGCCACGGUCUCAGCCGAGCAGAAGGGCUACAUCGGCCUGGACGACAUAGUGCUGCUAAACUACCCGUGUUAUAAGGUGCCUCACUUCACCAGGCUGGGGGACGUGGAGGUGAACGCUGGACAGAACGCCACCUUUCAGUGUGUAGCCACGGGACGAGCGGCCAAGACGGAUCCCUUCACCAUGGAGAGGCGUAAUGGUGUCCUCAUGACGCCACAUUCACUCACCUCAUUAGUUGGAGAGCGCCGGUUGGUCGCGUGGUUUCAGGUGGGUGGAGCUCAGCGCGGGGAGCAGGACCUUUACCGCUGCAUCACGCAGUCUUCUUACGGAGCGGCCGUGUCCAACUUCGCCGAGCUCAUCGUCAGAGUCCCGCCCACCCCGAUAGCCCCACCCCAGCUGCUGCGGUCGGGCCCCACCUACCUGAUCAUUCAGCUGAACACGAACUCCAUCGUGGGCGACGGUCCGGUGAUCCGGCGGGAGAUCGUCUACAGAGCCAGCCACUCUCCGUGGUCAGAGACGCAUGGGGUCAACGCUCUCACCUACAAAGUGUGGCAUUUAGAACCGGACACGGAGUAUCGCAUCAGCGUCCUCCUCACACGGCCCGGAGAGGGAGGAACCGGACCACCUGGCCCUCCGCUGGUCAGCAGAACCAAGUGUGCUGAGCCCAUGCGUCCUCUCCGCGGUCUGACCGCCUCAGAGAUUCAGUCCCGUCAGUUGGCUUUGCAGUGGGAGCCUCUGGGCUACAACCUGACGCGCUGCCACACCUACUCCCUGUCGCUAUGCUACCGUUACUCCACGGCGACGGGGGGCGGGGCAGGCGGCAACAACGCCACGGUGCGAGAGUGUCUGUCGGUGGAGAGAAACACCUCCCGCUUCACCCUCAGAGACCUCCCUCCAUUCAGACUGGUGCAUGUGCGGCUCGCACUGUCCAACCCUGAGGGCAAGAAGGAGAGCCGGGAGGUCACGUUCCAAACGGAGGAAGACAUCCCAGGAGGCAUUGCACCAGAGUCUCUCACCUUCACCCCGCUGGACGACAUGAUCUUCCUCAAGUGGGAGGAGCCUGUGGAGCCCAAUGGCCUGAUCACACAGUACGAGAUCAGCUACCAGAGCAUCGAGUCGUUCGACCCCAGCGUGAACGUCCCUGGGCCACGCCGCACCGUCUCCAAACUGAAGAACGAGACCUACCACAUGUUCUCAGGGCUCCAUCCUGGCACCACCUACCUGGUGUCCGUCCGCGCCCGUACCGCCAAGGGCUUCGGCCAGACCGCCCUGACUGAGAUCACCACCAACAUCUCCGCUCCUGCGUUUGACUACGAUGACAUCCCGUCUCCUCUGAGUGAGUCUGAGAGCACCAUCACGGUGCUGCUGCGCCCGGCGCUGGGCCGAGGAGCUCCCGUCAGCACCUACCAUGUGGUGGUGGUGGAGGAGGACGGCUCUCGGCAGGUGAAAAGGAGAGAGCUGGGUCAUCAGGACUGCUUCCCUUCCCCCUCGUCGCAGGGCGAGGCACAGGGCAGAUCCGGAGGCGUGCCCCCUCACUACUACACCGCGGAGCUCCCUCCCAGCAGCCUGCCAGAGGCCACUCCCUUCACCGUCGGGGACAACCACACCUACAACGGAUACUGGAACACUCCACUGGACCCCAGCAAGAAUUACCUCAUCUACUUCCAGGCUGCCAGCAACUUCAGAGGCGAGACGCGGAUCAACUGCAUCCGGAUCGCACGGAAAGCUGCCUGUAAGGACCAUAAGCAUGCUCUGGAGAUAUCCCAGCAUGCCGAGGACAUGGGGCUGAUACUGGGGGCCUGUGCUGGAGGACUGGUGGUCCUUAUCCUCCUGCUGGGAGCCGUUGUCAUCAUCGUCAAGAAAGGGAGGGAUUUUUACUCGUACCCUUACUAUCCAAGGAAGAAAGUGAACAUGAACAAAGCAGCCAUGACCUAUCGUCAAGAGAAGAACCGAAAGCUGGGUUCUCUGGAUUGCAGCACGGCCGAUCAGAGCACGCUGCAGCAGGACGAGCGCACCACGCAUACCUUCAUGGAUACACACAGCUGCAGCGCCAGGACUGAGCAGCGCAGCUCAGUGAACGAGUCCAGCAGUCUGCUGGGCGGAUCUCCACGACGCCACUGCCGGAGGAAAAGCUCUCCAUACCACACGGGUCAGCUGCACCCUGCGGUACGCGUGGCCGACCUGCUGCAGCACAUCAACCAGAUGAAGACCUCUGAGGGCUACGGCUUCAAGCAGGAGUACGAGAGCUUUUUCGACGGCUGGGACGUCACCAAAAAGAAGGACAAGACCAAAGGCAGACAUGAUACCCUGCUGGACCAUGACCGUCAUCGGGUCAAGCUGCACUCUCUCCUGGCCGAUCCCAACUCUGACUACGUCAACGCCAACUACAUUGACAUUCGGAUAAACAGGGAAGGUUAUCAGCGCUCUAAUCACUUCAUCGCGACUCAAGGGCCCAAGCAGGACAUGAUCUACGACUUCUGGCGGAUGGUGUGGCAGGAGAACUGCUACAGCAUCGUGAUGAUCACCAAGCUGGUGGAGGUGGGCCGGAUGAAGUGCUGUAAGUACUGGCCUGACGACAGCGAGCUGUACGGAGACAUUAAAAUCACUCUGCUGAAGACCGAGACGCUGGCCGAGUACACGGUGCGCACCUUCGCCAUGGAGCGGCGAGGAUACCCGGCCAAACAUGAGGUUUGCCAGUUUCAUUUCACCUCAUGGCCGGAGCACGGAGUGCCGUAUCAUGCCACGGGCUUGCUGGCCUUCCUUAGGAGGGUCAAAGCCUCCACGCCCCCCGACGCCGGCCCCGUAGUGGUCCACUGCAGUAUGGGUGCUGGGCGGACAGGCUGCUACAUCGUCCUGGACGUGAUGCUGGACAUGGCGGAGUGCGAGGGAGUGGUGGACAUCUACAACUGUGUCAAGACUCUGUGCUCACGGCGCAUCAACAUGAUUCAAACUGAGGAGCAGUAUGUGUUUAUCCAUGACGCUAUCCUGGAGGCCUGCCUGUGUGGGGAGACUGCCAUCCCGGUCAGUGAGUUUGCUCUCACCUACAAGGACAUGCUGAGGGUCGACACCCAGAGCAACACCUCUCAGCUCCGAGAAGAGUUCCAGACUCUAAACUCGGUGACCCCUCACCUGGACGUGGAGGAGUGCAGCGUGUCCCUGCUGCCCCGGAACCGGGAGAAGAACCGGAGCAUGGACGUCCUCCCGCCAGACCGCGCCCUGGCCUUCCUCGUGUCCACUGAGAGCGACGGCAACAACUACAUCAACGCUGCGCUGAUGGACAGCUUCCUGCGGCCCGCCGCCUUCGUUGUUACCCCGCACCCCCUGCCCACCACCACCGGGGACUUCUGGAGGCUGGUGUUCGACUACGGCUGCACCUCCAUCGUCAUGCUCAACCAGCUGAACCAGUCCAACUCCGCAUGGCCCUGUCUGCAGUACUGGCCUGAGACGGGCAUGCAGCAGUUCGGACCCAUGACAGUGGAGCUGCUCUCCAGGUCCACAGACGAUGAUGUCAUCACGCGACUGUUCCGAGUCAAUAACAUCACACGGCUCCAAGAGGGUCACCUGGUGGUCCGCCAUUUCCAGUUCCUGCGCUGGUCUGCCUACCGUGACAUCCCCGACUCCAAAAAGGCCUUCCUCACCCUGCUGGCCCAAGUGCAGAAGUGGCAGAGGGAGUGCGGGGAGGGUCGCACCGUGGUCCACUGCCUGAACGGCGGUGGACGUAGCGGCACCUUCUGCGCCUGCACCAUGAUAAUGGAGAUGGUUCGGCACCACAGCAUGGUGGACGUCUUCUACGCCGUCAAGACUCUCCGCAACUCCAAGCCUAACAUGGUGGAGACCAUGGAGCAGUACCGAUUCUGCUAUGACCUGGCCCUGGAGUACCUUGACUGCCUAGAGGUCAGAUAACACCUGAACGAGUGACCGGACCACCAGUGGAGGAGCGAGCGAGCCUUUCUGAGUCUGCGCCUUGAAUCUCUGUCUGUUUUCCUUCUUCUCUCUGGUCUCUCAGGCCUGGACGGACGAGCCUCUCUGUCGUGGGAAUGUAGAUGGCGGGCGUGGGGGACCGGCUGUGUAUUAUACUUUUUUGCUUUUGUGUCUUUCUCUCUCUCCUUUUGGCUCAUCGUGCAAAGAUGUAUCCUCUCUGAGAGCUGCUGGGGAACGGGCUGGAACGGGUGCGGACGGUGGCCGGCGACGGAGACCCCUGCGUCUGUGUCCGUUUUCGCGGCCGGGGUGACUGUCGCGCUUUGAUUUCUGACUCCACGAGCUCAGCCAAUCUCUGCCUUACUCACUGAGCUAGAGGAACCCGCUGUGUUCUAACAACACCAAGAGACCGCAGCAACAAAAAAACACGGGCGAUGUUGUUUAUGUAGAGUGUGUGUAUCGUUAUUCCCUGUACCUGGUGCAAUCUAAUGUGGACAGGCGGAGGACGCCCUGAAGGAGACCACGGCGUGACGGGGACCAGAAGGUGGACUUCUGAUCAGUAUUUCGACGCGAUGCACAGUUGGAUUAAUUUAUUGUUCCGUUGUAAAUACCGUAGAUAUUUUCCAAAACCUGUUUCUAGAUGUCGUCUCCGAUGUGCCAUUUCUCUUUCCGUGUGCGUGUUACAAAAAAAAAAAAAAAAAAAAGCAAGGGGGCACCA